UUGAUGCUGAGCUUUCGAUGUAUAACAAUGCAGAUGGGUUCUUUGGAAACUAUAUGGCUAUUAGAAAGAGAGCUAAGAAAUCACCAGGUACACAUAUAUAUAUUACAUUAUAUAUAUAAUCAUUCUAGAUAAUAGAUAAUAACUAACCCAUGAAUUUUAUUGGACAGCUGAAUGGUGGGCUUCAUAUGGAAUGUCAACACCCACGUUGCAAAAAUUUUCAAUUAAAAUUCUUAGCUUGACUUGUAGUUCAUCUGGGUGUGAACGUAAUUGGAGUGUAUUUGAAAAUCUUCAUACUAAACGGAGAAACAGGCUUAAUCAACUUCGUUUAAACGACUUGGUGUUUGUGAAAUACAAUAGAGCAUUGAGGCAUCGGUAUCAAAUGCGUGAUACCAUUGACCCUAUCAUAUUGACCGACAUUGAUGAAAACAAUGAAUGGUUGACCAAAAAACUUGAUGAGGAGAAUGAUAAAGAUGAUGAAACUGUUUUUCCAAAUGACGUUGGGGAUGGGUUGACAUGGAAUAAUGUUGUUGCGGCUGCAGGAGUUGGAGAGCCUAGUUAUCAAUUUAGAACUAAACAAACUCGAUCACAAUUGGGAUCAACUUUGGCUUCGACUUCAAAGCGACAAGUAACUCAAGAGAUUGAAGGGGAGGAGGAAAGUGAGGCAGGGACCGAAGAUGAUGAAGACUUGGAAGAGGGAGAAGAAUUGAGAGAUGAAGAAGAAGAUGAAGGGGUGAUUGAAGGGGAUGAUGAAGAUAUUGACCUUGAUGUUGAUGAUCUCCUUGAUGAUGAUUGAUUAAAAAACUUCUUUAUAUUGAUUGUGGACUUGUAGUGUUUAUGUGUUUGUUUAGAACUUUGAAUUAUAAUUGGUACUUGGUAAAGUUUGAAACUUUAAGUUUGAACUUUGAUGAUAUUUCUAGUUUAGAAUUUGCAUGAUGAAUGAAUUAACUUUGAUGUUGUUAGUUUAUAGAAUUUGAAGAUAAUGAAUCAUGAAUGAUAUGAAUGUGUUAUUAUUGAUAAUUUGAUAGUUGUUUAUGAUUUUACAAGAUUUUGAGUUUUUUUUUUUC
Messenger RNA from Diospyros lotus (date-plum), 1064 nucleotides. RefSeq lists its product as uncharacterized. The coding region runs from base 191 to 793 and encodes 200 amino acids. Lineage: Eukaryota; Viridiplantae; Streptophyta; Magnoliopsida; Ericales; Ebenaceae. Gene Ontology annotation, molecular function: protein dimerization activity. The transcript has 2 exons. The record is from RefSeq and is a predicted model, not a curated record.